Molecule: messenger RNA, 844 nt
Organism: Danaus plexippus (monarch butterfly)
Lineage: Eukaryota; Metazoa; Arthropoda; Insecta; Lepidoptera; Nymphalidae
Gene: Arfrp1
Product: ADP-ribosylation factor-related protein 1
Exons: 5
Coding region: 90-701 (203 amino acids)
Biological process (GO): intracellular protein transport; protein localization to organelle; Golgi to plasma membrane protein transport
Cellular component (GO): Golgi apparatus
Molecular function (GO): GTPase activity; GTP binding
Source: RefSeq, a predicted model, not a curated record
UUGACUUCUAUAAAUUGGAUACCUACGUCUUCUUGUCAUUCCUGAGUUUGUUUUCUUUUUUAUUUAUUUAUUCUUUAAAAUGUCUAAAAAUGUACACGCUAAUCCACGGUUUUUAUAAAUAUGUUAUUCAAAAAGAUGAAUAUUUUGUUUUAAUUCUAGGACUUGACAAUGCGGGUAAAACGACAUAUUUGGAGGCAGCUAAAACGAAAUUUACUAAAAAAUAUAAAGCCAUGAACCCCAAUAGAAUAACGACCACAGUAGGUUUAAAUAUAGGAAAAAUAGAUGUAGACGGUGUCAGACUGAAUUUCUGGGAUUUAGGAGGUCAACAGGAACUGCAGUCCCUGUGGGAUAAGUAUUACGCUGAAUGUCAUGGUGUUAUCUACAUUGUUGAUUCUUCAGACCGAGAAAGAGUUUCAGAGUCUAAAGAAACUUUUGAUAGGAUGAUAGCAUCUGAACAUCUAGCUGGGAUACCACUUUUGGUGCUCGCUAACAAACAAGACAUUCCAGAUUGUAUGGGCGUGCACACAGUUAAACCGAUAUUCAAUCAAAAUGCUCACUUAAUCGGGGCAAGAGACAUUAUGUUGAUGGCAACAUCUGCCUUAAUGGGCGAUGGAGUGGACGAGGGCAUCAGGUGGCUUGUGGAUUGCAUCAAAAGGAACAGUAUCGAGAGACCUGCGCGUAAUCACGACGACAAUUUGUAAUACUUAACAAUCGCGACAUUAAACAUAUUAGUAAUACCACCGCUGUACAAUGAAUAACAAUUAGCUUUCCGAUUAGGAUAAUGUGACUCGCGCCAUUGUUUUGUUCAUACAUAUUGACAUUUUAAAAUAAAUUAUAAAACGAA